AUGCGUUUCUCUCGUCUCGUGCUUCAGCUUCGUAUCCGCAGUCUCAGGUAUCAAUUUUCCACUUUUACCAUGUCAACUGCUUUAAUUCCUAUAGCCGACGAUUCAGAAGAGAUUGAAGCCAUUACUCUAGCUGACGUCCUAACUCGCGGUGGUGUCCAAGUGACAUUAGCUACAGUUGGAAAGAAACCACAGAAUCUUGUAAAGAUGUCACGUGGUGUAAAGAUACAGGGAGAUGUAUCCAUUGAGGAAUGUCUUGGCAAGAACUUUGACCUCAUCGUGUGUCCUGGCGGAAUGCCUGGCGCAGAGCACCUUCGUGACUCAAAGGAGCUAGUGGAUUUGCUGAAGAAGCAGAAAGAAGACGGUAAAUUGUACGGUGCCAUUUGUGCCGCUCCUGCUGUCGUUCUGCAUACGCACGGACUGCUGGCUUCUGGUCCAGCCACGAGUUAUCCAAGCUUUGAGUCCAAGAUGACGGGAGUGGACUAUAAACAUGAGAACGUUGUGGUGAAUGGCAAAUGUGUAACUAGUCAAGGUCCAGGUACUGCUAUGGCCAUGGGAGUGAAGCUAGUUGAGCUGCUAUGUGGUACUGAGAAGGCCCACACGGUUGCUCAAGGACUGCUCAACACCCCAAUGCCGUAA
This is a messenger RNA of Peronospora belbahrii, 636 nucleotides long. The record is from the annotation of a GenBank genome assembly. NCBI's taxonomy places the organism in Eukaryota, Oomycota, Peronosporomycetes, Peronosporales, Peronosporaceae.